CGAACGCAUGGCUGAGCUGCCGCCUGGCUCUCUCCCUACUUCAAACACCGUUCGCCACCCAACUCCUCUGGCAACGCCAUUGCGCGUGGCACUGUGUUGGAUUCUACGUGUGUGGCACCGGAGUCAGGGAAUCGGGGGAGAAAAAGAAUUUCCUCCGUUUCCCGCGGAGUCUCCCUCGGGCGGGGGCGAAGCCGCCAAGGGCAGUGCGCCCUGGCGGUACCCGGGGGCGCUCCUUCUCUGCAGCUUUACGCACGGGCGGCGCUGCGCAGCCAGGCACAGUGGUGCCCGGGGUGGGCGGGAGGUGCCAGGUGGCCAAGGGGCCGUAGGGUGGGAGCUGCCUUAACUUUGAUCCGGCCGCGGAGGGGGUGGGGGGAAGCCGCCGCCGCCGCCCCGCCCGAGCUGGGUGCCGCGGCUCUCGGCUCUGCGCCGCGCGUCUCCGCGGCUGCCUCUUUAAUCAGGAACACAGAAGGGGCGGGCCCUGAGCCGGCGCGUAAUCGGAUAGCUCUGCCGCGGCUCUGACAUCCACAUGCUGCUCGGCCUGAAAAGGCAGGGGGGAGCCGGAGGGGAAGCAGAGAACGCGAGCGAGGCACCAGCCCGCAGCCCGCCCCCAGCACAUCCUCAGACGCGCAGACACUGGGCAAGGCGCUGGGCGAGGUGGAGGUGAGGGCGGGCGCGAGCGAACUCGGAGAGGGGCUCGCUCACUCCCAGGCGAUCCCAGCCGCCGCCGCACCAGCAGCAGCAACAGCAGCCGCCGCCGCCGCCGCAGCUUCCUUCCUCAGACUCCCCUCGUGAGGCUGGCCGAGCGGGUGUAGCCGUUAGGGAAGGCUCCCGCUAGGGGAACGCAACGAGGGCAAGAACUGGGCGGCCGCCUCCCACUCGGGCCGUCCGGCGGUCGGUGCCUCCGCCCGCGUGUCGGUCCCGGGUGCCGGGGGAUGUGUGUCAGUUUACGCCUCUGAGAUCGCACAGCUGCCUGGGGGCCGUGUGAUGCCCAAGGCAAGUCUUGGCUUUUAUUUUUAUUAUUUUUGUCUUGUUUUACCCUUGGCUUACGGGAAAUAUUCGUGAUGUUGUAGGAUAAAGGAAAUGAUACUUUGAGGAACUGGAGAGGACAUAGAUGCGUUUUGUUUUUAGGAGAGGAAACGCGUCCUCUCUUCUUGGCUUGCUCCCUCUUUGCUGACUUCAGGAGCGACCCUCCUUCCUCCUGGUGAGGUGGGGACCCAGCAAGAAGAAAGGUGAAGACCGGCCGCCAAGAGCCAGGAGGGAAACACUGACCAGUAGAAACCUUUGCAGAGGACACUGCAAGGAAGAACACAAGAGAGAGAAAAACACAAAAGACUUCUAAUUGUGCAAGAAAGCUACCAAAACAGCUCUGGAGAAAGCCUCCUUCUCCAACAUGGAUAUGUUUCCUCUCACCUGGAUUUUCUUAGCUCUCUACUUUUCAGGACUCCAAGUGACAGGCCAACCAGAUCCACCCUGUGGAGGUCGAUUGAAUUCCAAAGAUGCUGGCUACAUCACGUCCCCAGGUUACCCCCAGGAUUAUCCAUCCCAUCAGAACUGCGAGUGGAUUGUUUAUGCCCCCGAACCCAACCAGAAGAUCGUUCUCAACUUCAACCCUCACUUUGAAAUUGAGAAGCACGACUGCAAGUAUGACUUCAUCGAGAUUCGGGAUGGGGACAGCGAGUCCGCAGACCUCCUGGGAAAGCACUGUGGGAACAUCGCCCCACCCACCAUUAUCUCCUCGGGCUCCGUCCUCUACAUCAAGUUCACCUCCGACUACGCCCGGCAGGGGGCAGGCUUCUCCCUGCGCUACGAGAUCUUCAAGACAGGCUCCGAAGAUUGUUCAAAGAACUUCACAAGCCCCAACGGGACCAUCGAGUCUCCUGGGUUCCCUGAAAAGUACCCACACAACUUGGACUGCACCUUCACCAUCCUGGCCAAACCCAAGAUGGAGAUCAUCCUGCAGUUCCUGACCUUUGACCUGGAGCACGACCCUCUGCAGGUGGGAGAGGGAGACUGCAAAUACGAUUGGCUGGACAUCUGGGAUGGCAUCCCGCACGUCGGGCCCCUGAUUGGCAAGUACUGCGGGACCAAAACACCUUCGGAACUCCGUUCGGCCACCGGGAUCCUCUCUCUGACCUUUCACACGGACAUGGCGGUGGCCAAGGAUGGCUUCUCUGCACGUUACUACCUGGUCCCCCAGGAGCCGCAGGACAACUUUCAGUGCAAUGUCCCCCUGGGAAUGGAAUCUGGCCGGAUUGCUAAUGAACAGAUCAGUGCCUCAUCCAGCUACUCAGACGGGAGGUGGACGCCUCAACAAAGCCGGCUCCAUGGUGAUGACAAUGGCUGGACACCCAACUUGGAUUCCAGCAAGGAGUAUCUGCAGGUGGACCUGCGCUUUCUCACCGUGCUCACGGCCAUUGCAACGCAGGGAGCAAUUUCCAGGGAAACGCAGAAUGGCUACUACGUCAAAUCGUACAAGCUGGAAGUCAGCACCAAUGGCGAAGACUGGAUGGUGUACCGGCAUGGCAAAAACCACAAGGUGUUCCAAGCCAACAAUGAUGCCUCGGAGGUGGUUCUGAACAAGCUGCACGCACCUCUGCUGACGCGCUUCGUCAGGGUCCGCCCACAGACCUGGCACGCAGGCAUCGCCCUCCGCCUGGAGCUCUUCGGCUGCCGGGUCACAGACGCCCCCUGCUCCAACAUGCUGGGGAUGCUCUCGGGCCUCAUCGCCGACUCCCAGAUCUCAGCCUCCUCCACCCGUGAGUACCUCUGGAGCCCCAGUGCCGCCCGCCUGGUCAGUAGCCGCUCGGGCUGGUUCCCUCGCAUCCCUCAGGCCCAGCCAGGUGAGGAGUGGCUUCAGGUGGACCUGGGAGCACCUAAGACCGUGAAAGGAGUCAUCAUCCAGGGGGCCCGGGGAGGAGACAGCAUCACCGCCGUGGAAGCCAGGGCGUUUGUGCGCAAGUUCAAAGUUGCCUACAGCCUCAACGGCAAGGACUGGGAACAUAUCCAGGACCCCAGGACCCAGCAGCCGAAGCUGUUUGAAGGGAACAUGCACUAUGACACCCCUGACAUCCGGAGGUUCGACCCUGUUCCUGCGCAGUACGUGCGGGUGUACCCUGAGAGGUGGUCGCCAGCGGGCAUUGGGAUGCGGCUAGAGGUGCUGGGCUGUGACUGGACAGACUCGAAGCCCACGGUAGAGACGCUGGGACCCACUGUGAAGAGCGAAGAGACCACCACCCCCUACCCCAUUGAUGAGGAGGCCACGGAGUGUGGGGAGAACUGCAGCUUUGAGGAUGACAAAGAUUUGCAACUCCCUUCAGGAUUCAACUGCAACUUCGAUUUCCCCGAGGAGCCCUGUGGUUGGGUGUAUGACCAUGCCAAGUGGCUCAGGAGCACCUGGACCAGCAGCUCCAGCCCCAGCGACAGGACUUUUCCAGAUGACCGGAAUUUCUUGCGGCUGCAGAGUGAUGGCCGGAGAGAGGGCCAGUACGCGCGGCUCAUCAGCCCGCCCGUCCACCUGCCCAGGAGCCCCGUGUGCAUGGAGUUUCAGUACCAAGCCACGGGCGGCCGCGGGGUGGCGCUGCAGGUGGUGCGCGAGGCCAGCCAAGAGAGCAAGCUCCUCUGGGUCAUCCGCGAGGACCAGGGCAGCGAGUGGAAACACGGGCGGAUCAUCUUGCCCAGCUACGACAUGGAGUACCAGAUUGUGUUCGAGGGAGUUAUCGGAAAAGGACGUUCAGGAGAAAUUGCCAUUGAUGACAUUCGGAUAAGCACCGAUGUCCCACUGGAGAACUGUAUGGAACCCAUCUCAGCUUUUGCAGGGGGCACCCUCCUACCAGGGACGGAGCCCACAGUGGACACGGUGCCCGUGCAGCCCAUCCCAGCCUACUGGUAUUACGUUAUGGCCGCCGGGGGCGCCGUGCUGGUGCUGGUCUCCGUCGCACUGGCCCUGGUGCUCCACUACCACCGGUUCCGCUAUGCGGCCAAGAAGACCGAUCACUCCAUCACCUACAAAACCUCCCACUACACCAACGGGGCCCCUCUGGCGGUGGAGCCCACCCUAACCAUUAAGCUAGAGCAAGACCGCAGCUCGCACUGCUGAGGGCCGAAGCAAGGACGGCACCCAAAAACAAACAAGAAAGACUGCAAACACGUUGCCUCGAUUUUGCACUUUUUUUCUCCUCGCCUAGUCUCUGUGUGAACGCUCAGACAUCUCUCUCUCUCGGGGCCCAAACCCUGUGCGCUCUUAUCCAUCCCGACCAUUCUCCUUGGGUUCUUUUUUUCUUUUUUUUUUCCCCCCCCCUUUGGUUGCUUCCAACUCCCCCGCCCCCAACUCUAAUGCUGCAUCUUGGAACACGAGAAGCACUUCACAACUCAAGGCUCACCGUUUUCCUUCCGGAGACUGGUUCCCUGUGUCUUCCCCUUGCCUUAUCCCGGCCCUCCUCCCGGUGGGCAGCCCGCCCGGAGACUCGAGGGGAGACCCCAGAUCUGUGUGUUUGUACAUAGUACACAUCUGCGCGUGUGAAUAGCUCUGUGUGUGCGUGGGUGUGAGAGAGAGACUGGCUCAUUGUUGGGGGGGGGAGUGUGUGGGUGUGUUCAGAGAGGACCCCCUUUAACUCUUGUGUUACUUCUCCCGGGGUACCUGUUCCAGAAAAUAAUAUACUGUACUAGUUUUGUUUACUUGGAGAAGAGAUUGAAGCUUUUUGUUGCCUUAUCUAGCUCUGGCUGGGUUUCUGUUGGCUACCAUUGUCAUCUCCAGGUACCUAAAAAACUAGAGGCCACAGUGAAAAGAAUUGUGGCCCCUCCCGUUCCUCUCCCCAUGCCCAACCCGCCUGACCCAAGAGGAAGGGUCCCCCGGUGCACUCAGACGUGACCCCUUGUCACGUCUCAGGCGUCUUUGAAGUAGCCACCAUUGGGUGCGUGUGGAACCAUCACGACUUCCAGCCCUGAAGCGAAUCUGUCUCAUGUUGCCUUAUAAAAGAGAAGCUUCGAAUGAAUGUUUAGCUUUUAUCGGUUAAGUCCAAUCUUGGAAUAAGUCAUAGAGAAUAACAAGACCGAGACUGAUGUAGGAGAAGCUGUCGUCUUAAAUUGAGAGCAGGAGGAGGUGGAGGAGAAGGAAGGAUGGAAACGUUGUCUUUAAAAAAAAACAAAACAAACCCUCCUCACCAGGGGCGUUCGUUCCUUGUGCCCUGCUCGGGAUGGGGUGGAGUAAGAAGGUUAAAAAGAACGUAUUCUUUGAUGUGAUCUUGGUCAUUGUAGUAGCGUUUGUAAACUAUGGGGGGAAAGGGGUCAUUUGCUUUCCUUUCAUGGUGUUCAUGUGUGCCUGAAUGGAGAGCCACUAAAACCUAAGGCUCUUCACCUGAGGUAUUUGAAUAUGAUGAGAGAAUAAAAGGUUGCCAUUCUUUUUUUAAUGUACCGAUGUGCUCCCCCUUAAAACAUUCGUGGCAUCUGGCAAAUACACCCUCCUAGGCUGGCCUGGCAUUUCCAGAUGUUGCUGCAUCAUCAGGAGAAGGUAAAAUGAAGAUAAAUCCAUUGCUGCCCAUUUGUCCUCUCUAAGCAGUCAGUGCAGGGAGAGGGAUGUUAGGGAUAAAUUGCCUAAUGAUAUUGUACGAAGGAUAGAUUCAAUAACAAAGUCAAUUUCAUUGAUAGAAAGUGCGUAUUUUAGCAAGAUUCCCAGUGUGCUGGGGCUCCGCCUUGGGGGUGUUUAUUUCUCACCUUCCUGCUAGGAACCCACUGGGGAAGUAGAAGAUUCUCUCCAAAGAGGGUUGCCUGGGCUGAAAGCCUCAGGAUACCUUCUGGGAACAAAAUACUAAUGAUUUUGGGGGGGUGCUGCUUGGAAGAGAGAGACUCUUAGCUUUCUUUCAGAAUAUUCACAUAGGUCCCUCCAACACACACACAGUCACUUUCCCAUCUGGUUUGUUUCAUCCCCCUGAAAGAAUGGUGUUCUCCCACUCUUAUUCUAUUUCAAAGAGCUGGUCUGUCUCAACCACAGCAGCCCUACCAAGCAAAAAGAUGAAAGGCUAGAGCAUGAGCUACCUUGGGAUUUCAAGAAGUGUCUUCCCCCAGCUGAAGAUGGACAAAGAAGGAUGGGGAGAGGGAGGAGGGGCAGCCGGGUACCAUGGACACCUUAGGAUGACUUCCUUGCCGGUCACUAAGGGCUUUUUAUCUCAGGUGUCCACAGCCAGUGGUGCAUUUGGCACCAGGCAUUCCCUCAAAAUGACUGACAUCCCUCCAGGCACCUCGUGGAGGCCUGGUGUCAGGGAAUUAUACCCGGAAAGUCCAGCCAGUGUAGCAGCUGAGUUCCCAUACACCCUUGAGGAUUGCCCUUCUUUAAAAGAAGAUAACAACUUUGCGAAUCUGCUGUAUCUUUAUCUGAUGCCCCAUGUGGCGUCAUCUUUAUGUACAUGCUGUCGUUGAGAAUAUGAGACUGCUCAAAUCUUUGUGAAUCCCAUGAUGCACUUCAGCUGGGGAUGUCACAAUCCUCUUUCCUGCUCCCUCCCUCCCUCCCUCCCUCUCAUCUCUCUCUGUUCUCUCAGCCCCAGCAACUUUCAUGGUAUUAUCCAGGUACUGUGCUAAAAGGGUAGCUCUUCUGUAAAAUGUCAUGCCUUGCCGCUUUAAAAAGCAAAAUCCUGUAUUCCAUGGAGAGAGGGAAGGGUGACUCUCUUCUAAGAAAAAUAGACUGGACAGGUGAAUGCAUGUAUGCAUGUUUAGAAUUGCUUCUCAGAAGACAAAGAGGUGAUAGCACUAUAAAUGAAUGAAUGAAUUGAAGGUCUAGCUCAGGCUGGUCAAGUGUUUGCCUUAGAGCUUCCCUAUUAACAGCUCUAGGAGGGGAACCCUGACCUCAGGGGUGGAAGGCCCUUCCUUGAUGUUAUGCUAGCAAUUGCUAUCCCCUAAUUGCCUGUAAAGGCAGGAGAAAAAAACAAAGGAUCAUAGCAUUGCCAUUGAUAAAACAGAAUGCUGAAAAUAAAUUCUUUUCCCUUGUCUCACAUGUUUGGAAUGAAAGCCAGAAUAGGAUAGGAAAUCCAGUAAUAGUUCUGAGGUUGAUACCCCAUCUUUAAGAAGAUCCUGUCUUUAAAAUGAAACUAGCAGGCAAGUAAACACCAAAAUUACCAAAGAACAGCAACUAAACAAGAAAACUUAAAAGAUUUUUACUUCCUAUUCUUAUCCCCUCGCCCUAUAUCUGUGACAUCUCUUGCAUUUGCUCAGUUGCCUGUGUGUCAAAAUAUCUUGUGGACGUUGGAAAUUAUUUGAAAAUGUAUUGUGUGGAAUGUAAUAAAAUGAUGAUAUUUUUAUACAAACA
Molecule: messenger RNA, 7294 nt
Organism: Sus scrofa (pig)
Lineage: Eukaryota; Metazoa; Chordata; Mammalia; Artiodactyla; Suidae
Gene: NRP2
Product: neuropilin 2
Biological process (GO): angiogenesis; vascular endothelial growth factor signaling pathway; axon guidance
Cellular component (GO): glutamatergic synapse; axon; postsynaptic membrane
Molecular function (GO): semaphorin receptor activity; vascular endothelial growth factor receptor activity
Source: RefSeq, a predicted model, not a curated record